Molecule: messenger RNA, 1730 nt
Organism: Molossus molossus (Pallas's mastiff bat)
Lineage: Eukaryota; Metazoa; Chordata; Mammalia; Chiroptera; Molossidae
Gene: MEPE
Product: matrix extracellular phosphoglycoprotein
Exons: 5
Coding region: 57-1730 (557 amino acids)
Biological process (GO): biomineral tissue development
Cellular component (GO): extracellular matrix
Molecular function (GO): extracellular matrix protein binding
Source: RefSeq, a predicted model, not a curated record
AUCGUGCAGAAGAAGCUAGGUAUUCUGAAGAUAAAAGAUACCAGAGACUCUCAAAGAUGCAAACUGUCUGUUUGGGACUGCUCCUUUUCAGUCUGACCUGGGCAGCACCCAUGGUUCAACCACAGAAUGAGAAAACGAAGCAGGACUGUGUGGAAGAACAGAGGAUAACAUACAAGGGCCACCAUGAGAAAGAUGGGUACUAUAUUUUCAAGUAUGUUUACACAUCACCUGGGAGAAAAAAUCAAACUAACGUAGAGCAGGAAGAAAACAACAAAGACAAUAUUCGUCUUCACCAUUCUGGCAAGAAAAGAAAUCAAGAGCCAGCACCUAAAAAAACCAUUGUUCAAGAAAGAGAGAAAGAUUUGUUCCUUAUGGGAGUCGAUAAAAGUAACCAAAUUAGUAAAUCCCAAAAUCUUUUUGAAAAUAGACAGACCAUGAAUAAAGCCUAUAGUAUUAGUAACAAAGAAAAUGCCCACAAUAACCUAAAGAUGCCCAUUUACCCUGAAUCCACUGGGAAUAAGGAGUCUGAGGAUGGAAAUGAUGUUCUCAGCAAACUACAUGACCAAGAAAACUCUGGUGCAGCCCUCACCAGAAAAAAUAUGCAACAUAUAAUGGAGCCAGGAGCUGGGCUCGAACUCCUGGGGGAAGAAAACAAAGAGAUCAAACCCAGGAAUAUCUUAAGCAAAAUUCCAGCAAGUGGGAACCAUGCUAAAGCCCCCUCAAAGGGUAAGAAGAAUCAUCGACGAGAUCCACAGGCCCCACAGAGUCCACUACAAAGCAAGACCACCCAUCAUAUCCGGCACAACACCGACUACCUAAAACAGUCACCCGCACUCAAAGACAUCCCCAGUGAUUUUGAAGGCAGUGGCUAUCUAGAUGUUCAAGCGAGAGGGGACAAUGAUCUCUCUCCUUUCAGUGGAGAUGGCCAACCGUUUAAGGACACUUCUGGUAAAGGAGAAGCUACUGAUCCUGACAUAGAGGGUGCAGAUAUUCAAACAGAGUUUCCCGGCCCCAGUGAAGCCGAGACUAUUAAUCCUGACGCCGGAGGCCCAGGUUACAAUGACAUCCCAGAGAAAGCAGAGAAUGGCAGACAUACCGUUGGAACCAGGGAUGAAACCGCACAAGAGGCAAACACUGCUGAUGUAAGCCUAGUGGGGGGCAGCAACGACAUCACAGGUCACACCAAUUUUAGGGAACUCCCUGGAAAAGAAGGGAACCGAGUGGAUGCUGGCAGCCAAAAUGCUCACCAAGGGGAAGUAGAGUUUCAUUACCCGCACACAUCCUCAAAAGAGAAAAGAAAAGAGAGCAGUACUGAUGUUGCUGAAAAUACUAAUGAUAAUGAAAUUUCAAAAACUGGCAAAGGGAGUGGUAGAAAAGGUACAGAGCACUCUGAUGGGAAUCAAGUGAGCUCCAGUGAAAAGCAAAGAUUUCCUGAUACGGGCAAAAGUUCGGGGCAGCUCAUUCCAUCUCAUGGUCUUGACAAUGAAAUUAAAAACGAAAUAGGUUCCCAUAGUGGCCCCAGUAAUGAGGAGACUACACCACACAGUGGAGAAAACCACUAUGGACCCCACAGACAAAAUAACUCCAUGUGGAGUAAGGGUACCCCGCAAAGAAAAGGCUCCUGGGCUUCCAGAAAGCCCCAUUCCAGCAGGAGGUUCAGGCCCCCCAAAGAGCAUGACAGCAGUGGAUCGUCCGACAGCAGCAGUUCCAGUGAGAGUGAUGGUGACUAG